Messenger RNA from Rasamsonia emersonii CBS 393.64, 1173 nucleotides. RefSeq names its product Phosphoprotein phosphatase. Bases 1 to 1173 code for a protein of 390 amino acids. NCBI's taxonomy places the organism in Eukaryota, Fungi, Ascomycota, Eurotiomycetes, Eurotiales, Trichocomaceae. Gene Ontology annotation, cellular component: cytoplasm. Gene Ontology annotation, molecular function: protein serine/threonine phosphatase activity. The record is from RefSeq and is a predicted model, not a curated record. Gene Ontology annotation, biological process: peptidyl-serine dephosphorylation; G1/S transition of mitotic cell cycle. The transcript is spliced from 4 exons.
AUGACGGAAAGGCCAGUGCCACAGCCUGGCCCAGCCAAGCUGAAGCGAAAUGCAGGCCCCGAUGAGUGGCUGGAGGCAGCCAAGGACUGCAAAUACCUGUCGGAGCAUCAUAUGAAACAGCUGUGCGAGAUCGUCAAGGAGUACAUGAUGGAAGAGUCGAAUAUCCAGCCCGUGUCCACACCCGUCACGAUAUGUGGAGACAUCCACGGACAGUUCUACGAUCUCCUCGAGCUGUUCCGCGUCGCUGGCGGAAUGCCCAACGAGACCAAUGUCGAGCCCCCUACCACGGCUCCCUCGGUGAUCACAUCGGAGGAUAUCGAGCCGCCUACGACGAUUUCCGAUCCCAAGCUCCGGAAGAAGCUGAGAAAUGCUAAUAGUCCCUCCGACGGUGAUGAUGACGCAGAUUCCAGCAGCGGGAGAGAGCGGUCGUCUAGUGGAUCUUUGCGGGGGACUGAUCUCCCGCCGGGAAAUUUUGUUUUCCUUGGGGAUUAUGUCGACCGAGGCUAUUUCAGUUUGGAGACGUUGACGUUGUUGCUGUGUCUGAAGGCGAAGUACCCAGAUCGAAUCACGUUGGUGCGUGGGAAUCACGAGUCGCGCCAGAUUACGCAAGUGUACGGGUUUUAUGAGGAGUGCUUCCAGAAAUACGGCAAUGCCUCCGUUUGGAAGGCGUGCUGCCAGGUGUUUGACUUUAUGACGCUAGGCGCCAUUAUCGACGGAAAGGUUCUGUGUGUGCAUGGAGGGUUGAGUCCGGAGAUCAGGACGCUGGACCAGGUGCGCGUCGUAGCACGGGCGCAAGAGAUUCCUCAUGAAGGUGCCUUCUGUGACUUGGUGUGGUCCGAUCCGGAGGACGUGGAGACCUGGGCUGUCAGUCCUAGAGGAGCUGGCUGGCUGUUUGGAGACAAGGUUGCCGAAGAGUUUUGCCAUGUCAACGAUCUGACGUUGAUUGCCCGAGCGCACCAGCUGGUUAAUGAGGGCUACAAGUACCAUUUUGAGAAGCAGAACGUGGUGACGGUGUGGAGCGCCCCGAACUACUGCUACCGAUGCGGGAACCUGGCCUCGGUGUGCGAAGUGCGUGAAGAUCUCAAGCCGACGUUCAAGCUGUUCAGCGCGGUCAGUGACGACCAGCGACACGUGCCCGUGUCGAGACCCGGACGGGGCGAGUAUUUCCUGUAG